UUUUUUUGUUCAUUAUUUUUUGGUUUUUUGUUUUUGUCGUUAUUUCUUAAGAAGAUUGUCAUUGCAGUAGUUGAGUUUUAUAUGAGGGCGGAAACCCACGUUCACGUUAAUAGUCUUUUGCAGCUGGCUAUACGUCAAGCCUGGAUAUAUAGUAUUCAGGUCUAUAGCUUGUUACCCAGAAAAAGAACAAAGCGAGAGCAAGACAGAUUUCCGAGUCUUUUGUCCUGUUUCAUUGAAUCUCCAGAUAUAAAUCGUGAUCCAUGCUGGUUUUUUAUUAGUUGCAUGAGAUUUAAGGGUCUUGAUUCUGGGUUUUUUUUUUCUUGGCUUGAUUCUGGGAAUUUUACUUCCAAGACAGAUACAUUUAUGUUCCUUUUUUCCCCUCGAAAUUUAGUCAACUUUUUGGUUGUUUCAUCUGUCAUCAAUUGCGAAGCCUGAAGCUUCUUCUUUAAAGCUUAAGUCUCAGGAAUUAUAUAUAUAUAUAUAUAUAUCUUUUUUUUUUGGGGGGCACAAAGUUGUUGAUCUAUUUGGUGGGUCUGUUUGAGUUUGAAGAAUUUGUGAUAGAAGCAGAAAAUGGCUACUGGUAGAAGAAGGAAGCAACAUUUUAGAAGAAUCCAUGCCUGCUCAUGUGGGAGGGCAUCAUUCAAAGGUGAACACUCACUGAUUGGAGGUCCUGGCUUCUCAAGAGUAGUCUAUUGCAACGAUCCUGACUGCUUUGAGGCUGCUGUACUCAAUUAUGGCAGCAAUUAUGUCCGAACUACCAAAUAUACACUUGCCAUGUUCUUCCCCAAAUCAUUGUUUGAGCAAUUCAGGCGGGUUGCAAAUAUGUAUUUUCUCAUCUGUGCAAUAUUGUCUUUCACACCACUCUCUCCUUACUCAGAUGUGAGUAAUGUUCUUCCUCUUGUUGUUGUGAUUGGAGUGACAAUGGGGAAAGAAGCACUUGAAGAUUGGAAGCGUAAAAAGCAGGAUAUUGAGGUGAAUAAUAGAAAGGUUAAAGUGCACCACAGUGAUGGCAUGUUUGAUAAUGCUAAAUGGAUGGAUUUGAAAGUUGGAGAUAUAGUGAGGGUGCAAAAGGAUGAAUUUUUUCCUGCUGAUCUCAUCUUGCUUUCUUCAAGUUAUGAGGAAGAAACUUGCUUCGUUGAGACUACGAAUCUAGAUGGAGAAACCAGUUUGAAAUUAAAACAAGCAUUGGAUGCAACUUCAAACUUCCAUGAAGACUCGAGCUUCCAAAAUUUCAAGGCUGUGAUAAAAUGUGAAGAUCCAAAUGCAAACUUAUACUCUUUUGUAGGAGGUUUGCAUCUUGAGAAACAAGAGCACCCUCUUGCGCCUCAGCAGCUCCUGCUUAGGGGCUCAAAACUCCGAAACACAGAUUUUAUUUAUGGGGUGGUAGUCUUUACAGGCCAUGAUACAAAGCUUAUGCAAAAUUCAACUGCUCCUCCUUCCAAGAGGAGUAAAAUUGAGAAAAGGAUGGAUAAGAUUGUCUACUUCUUGUUUUCCAUCAUAGUGUUGAUGUCUUUUAUUGGAUCAAUUUUCUUUGGAAUUUUAACCAGGGAGGACCUUGAAAAUGAAAGGAUCACAAGAUGGUACCUUGGACCAGAUGAGACAACAAAGUACUAUAACCCAAAGAGAGCACCGGUUGCAGCAAUUUUGCACUUUUUGACUGCCCUUAUGUUGUAUGGUUAUUUAAUUCCCAUUUCCUUAUAUGUUUCUAUAGAAAUUGUCAAAGUUCUUCAAAGUGUAUUUAUCAAUCAAGAUCUACACAUGUAUUAUGAAGAAGCUGACAAGCCAGCACGUGCACGUACCUCAAAUUUGAAUGAAGAACUCGGCCAAGUUAACACUAUACUUUCUGAUAAGACUGGAACUUUGACUUGCAACUCAAUGGAAUUCAUGAAGUGUUCUGUGGCUGGGAAUGCUUACGGGCGUGGAGUUACGGAAGUUGAGAGAGCUCUUGCUGGGAGAAAUGGGUCACCUUUAGCUCAAGAGGUGACAGAUGAAGAGGGCCCGGUUGAGGAUUCCACUGAAGCAAGGACAUCCACUAAAGGGUUUAACUUCAUAGAUGAAAGGAUCACAAAUGAUAGUUGGGUCAGUGAGCCUCGAGCUGAUGUAAUACAGAAGUUCCUGCAGUUACUUGCCAUCUGCCAUACUGCAAUACCUGAAGUUGAUGAAGAAACAGGAAAAAUUUCUUAUGAAGCUGAAUCACCAGAUGAGGCAGCUUUUGUGAUUGCAGCAAGAGAACUGGGGUUUGAAUUUCAUGAGAGGACUCGAACAAGCAUCUCACUGCAUGAAUUUGAUCCCAUCUCAAGCAGUAAAGUUGAAAGGUCUUACAAACUAUUGAAUAUCCUGGAAUUUAGUAGCUCAAGAAAGCGAAUGUCUGUGAUUGUAAGAAAGGAGGACGGAAGGAUACUACUCCUUUGUAAAGGUGCUGACAGCGUCAUGUUUGAAAGACUUGCAAAGAAUGGAAGGGAAUUUGAAGAAAAGACUAAGGAGCACAUUAAUGAGUAUGCUGAUGCUGGUUUGAGGACGUUGGUACUUGCAUAUCGAGAACUGGAUGAGGAAGAAUCCAAUGAGUUCAACACAGAAUUUAAUAAGGCCAAAAUCUCAGUGAGUGCAGAUCGUGAGGAAAUGAUGGAUGGAGUGGCAGAAAAGAUUGAGAAGGAUUUGAUUCUUCUUGGUGCCACUGCAGUUGAAGACAAACUUCAAAAUGGGGUUCCUGAAUGCAUUGACAGGCUUGCACAGGCUGGAAUCAAGAUAUGGGUUUUGACAGGAGAUAAAAUGGAGACUGCAAUCAAUAUUGGCUUUGCAUGUAGUUUGCUUAGACAAGGAAUGAAGCAAAUAGUAAUCAGCUCUGAGACACAGGAAAUCAAAGCGCUGGAAAAAGUGGGGGACAAGACUACUGUUGCUGAGGCAUUUAAGGAAAAUGUUCGCCACCAGAUAAGUGAGGGGAAAAAACUGCUUUCCACAUCAACUCAAAACUCAGGGGCACUGGCUUUGAUCAUUGAUGGGAAGUCACUCGCCUUUGCUUUAGAGUAUGAUGUCAAGGACAUGUUUUUAGAGCUUGCCCUUGGCUGUGCAUCCGUUAUUUGCUGCCGUUCUUCUCCCAAACAAAAAGCACUUGUUACUAGACUGGUCAAAAUUACAACAGGUAACACAACUCUAGCAAUUGGUGAUGGAGCAAAUGAUGUAGGAAUGCUUCAAGAAGCAGAUAUUGGAGUUGGAAUCAGUGGUGUUGAGGGAAUGCAGGCAGUCAUGUCAAGUGACAUUGCAAUUGCUCAGUUCCGGUAUUUGGAGCGCUUGCUUCUUGUGCACGGACAUUGGUGUUACAGAAGGAUCUCAUCAAUGAUAUGCUAUUUCUUUUACAAGAACAUUGCUUUUGGCUUCACUCUCUUCUUCUUUGAGGCUUAUGCAUCAUUCUCGGGCCAACCUACAUACAAUGAUUGGUAUCUUUCACUCUAUAAUGUCUUCUUCACGUCGCUUCCUGUGAUAGCCUUAGGAGUUUUUGACCAGGAUGUCUCUGCACGGCUUUGUGUUAAGUUCCCUCUGUUGUACCAAGAAGGUGUCCAAAACAUCCUAUUUAGCUGGUUACGGAUCCUUGGCUGGGCAUUCAAUGGGGUGCUGGGCGCUACUGUGAUAUUCUUCUUUUGCAUCCGUGCAAUGGAGCAUCAAGCCUUUCGUAAAGGUGGGGAAGUUGUAGGAUUGGAAAUACUUGGAACCACCAUGUACACUUGUGUUGUGUGGGUGGUGAACUGUCAGAUGGCACUAUCCAUAAACUAUUUCACGUAUGUACAGCAUCUCUUCAUUUGGGGUGGUACUAUAUUCUGGUAUAUGUUCCUCUUGGCAUAUGGAGCAAUCGACCCCAACAUUUCAAAAACUGCAUAUAAGGUCUUUAUUGAAGCAUGUGCACCAACCCCCUUUUUUUGGCUCCUCACAUUGAUUGUGAUGGUCGCUUCUCUCAUCCCAUAUUUCACUUAUGCAUCCAUCCAAGCGCGGUUUUUCCCCAUGUAUCAUCAGAUGAUACAGUAUAUAAGAACAGAUGGGCAAUUAGAAGACCCUGAAUACUGUGAAAUGGUGCGGCAGAGAUCAAUAAGGCCCAUAACAGUAGGAUAUACCGCCCGUUUUGAGGCAAGCCCAAACGAUUCGGGCCAUUGACGAAAGUAUUUUUGUGAAGGUUCUUAGCAAAACUAGGUAUAGAAAUGUUGAAAAGACAAGUUUCUUUUCAAUGUACAUAACUUGUGUGGAGGUGAUCCUUUAAGUUGAUGAAAAUGUGCCAGAGGUGAUGAUUUGAAAAAAAUGGUUUACUCGUGUCCUAUAAAUUUUUGGUUAGGAGAAUUCUGUUUUGUGAGCUCCCAAAAAUUUUCAAUGUUUUGGCAGCUUUCAGAUCUUAUGUAAUUUUAUAUCAUUCCUGUUUGAUGCACUAAACGUAUCAUAAUACAGAUAAGUAAUUGAUUCACAUUGGAGCUUUCUUUUGUCCAUCUGUAAGAAUAUUAAUGUCUUUGCCUCUGUACUUGAUGGACUUCGCUAGCAGAUGUUUGACAUAGAAAGCUUAAAUGGGAUAACCUUAUCAAAGCCAAUGAUGCUUUCUCCUUUUGUGUCUUUUGAUUGAACUUCUGAAGACUAGGUCAAGAUCUUGGAGUAGCUUGUGGAGUAGUACCAUUUUCAUUGUUUUUAGUAGUGUUGCACUUGGUUUAGCUGGGGAAGCGUGUCUGUUGCUUGGAGCUACACAGGUCUAACUAAGAAAACGGCUAGUGGAAAAAGAACAAGCUGUAUUUUCUCAGGAUUUGUUGAUUGGAAAACAUGGCUUAUCAAAGGGUGCUCAA
Messenger RNA from Juglans regia (Persian walnut), 4811 nucleotides. Its product is annotated as putative phospholipid-transporting ATPase 9. Gene Ontology annotation, cellular component: plasma membrane. NCBI's taxonomy places the organism in Eukaryota, Viridiplantae, Streptophyta, Magnoliopsida, Fagales, Juglandaceae. The record is from RefSeq and is a predicted model, not a curated record. Gene Ontology annotation, biological process: phospholipid translocation. Gene Ontology annotation, molecular function: ATP binding; ATPase-coupled intramembrane lipid carrier activity; ATP hydrolysis activity. The transcript has 11 exons. Bases 571 to 4143 code for a protein of 1190 amino acids.